Messenger RNA from Gasterosteus aculeatus aculeatus (three-spined stickleback), 1620 nucleotides. The record is from RefSeq and is a predicted model, not a curated record. Lineage: Eukaryota; Metazoa; Chordata; Actinopteri; Perciformes; Gasterosteidae.
CGGAGAGCUGUGAUUGGCUGAUCCUGAGCCAAUCAGAGGCUUCUGCUCCGAGCCUUCCGUACAUUGGCACAUUCACAUAGAGGAGAGCGCACACAUAGCGGAACACGGGCCCGGUUCCUGUCUGACCAGUUUGGCGGAGUCCCCUUUUCCCGAACGACCCUCAGCAUCUGCCCGCUAACAUCUGUAUACCUGAGGAUCUGCCGGCCCCCCCUCCCUCCCCAGAUGUAGAGGGAGUUGUCAUCUGCAGCAGCCGUGUACACACGAGUUCUGCCUCUUCAUCGCUCCCUCCGUCUGUGCACAGACCCUUGUGCCGUCCCGUGAAGUCGCCCACCAUGCGUGAGUACAAGCUCGUGGUGCUGGGAUCAGGUGGCGUGGGAAAAUCUGCACUGACAGUCCAAUUUGUGCAAGGCAUUUUUGUGGAGAAGUACGACCCCACAAUUGAAGACUCCUACAGAAAGCAAGUUGAGGUCGACGGGCAGCAAUGCAUGCUGGAAAUCCUCGACACGGCUGGAACAGAGCAGUUCACGGCUAUGAGGGACCUGUACAUGAAGAAUGGCCAAGGGUUUGCUUUGGUGUACUCCAUUACAGCGCAGUCGACAUUCAAUGACCUUCAGGACCUCCGGGAACAGAUCCUGCGAGUAAAGGACACAGAGGACGUUCCAAUGAUCCUGGUGGGAAACAAAUGUGACCUGGAGGACGAGCGUGUGGUUGGAAAGGAGCAGGGUCAGAACCUGGCCCGCCAGUGGAACAACUGUGCCUUCUUAGAGUCCUCAGCUAAAUCAAAGAUCAAUGUUAAUGAGAUUUUCUAUGAUCUGGUGAGACAGAUCAACAGAAAAACGCCGAUGGAGAAGAAGACAAAAAAGAAGUCGAGUUGCACACUGCUCUAAACUGCCCGCCCACAGCAGCUCCAGGCCAGAAACGUGUCAUGAUAAACUGUUUCCCAGUGGAUCGUGUCAGCAUUCCAAGUCCUCUCCAGAGCAUUUUAGAAGAAGGCAGAAAGAAAUACUUCACUGAUGGCAGGAGACGGCACAUACUCUCAAGAUGCUCUUCUGCUUUUUAACAGCAAAGAAAUCCACUUUUUUUUUUUUAUCGUCACUGAUGACAACAGUUUUUUGUUUUAUUUGCUGUUCUUUCUUCUCCACAGUGUCUUUCUUUUUUAAUUAUUUGUGUAAAAGAAGAUACCAUGGUUUCAAAUCCAUAUAUGGAAACUUAAAUGUUUUAAAGUAACAUCAAUCUUUGGCAUAAUGUGACUAUGUUUGCAAAAGGAAACCUUGUGUUGAACUUUACAUGCAUUUCUGCACUAACACUGUCAACAAAGAUGCACCAUAGUCCAUGCGUCGCUCCUACUUUCAAGGAUGUGUAUUGAUGGAAUAACAUCUUUCCUAAGUGACUUUGUUUUUUAUUGAGAGCUGCAGGCCUUCCAUAUUUCCCAUAAUAUAUUCUACUUCCAUUUUUGCAUAAUACAGCUAAGGAAAUUAGUAUUUUAUAGACUGAUGGGGGAAAUGGUGUGUUCUGAUCUGUGUCUUGAGGCUGAAAUACAUUGUACUAAACCGACUCUAAUAUUGCUGUCACAGAUGCUUUUCCAGCUUUUAUGAAUGAUUAAAUUUUAGUACAUUUUCA